UGUCACCACUCCAAAAAAAAAAAAAAAAAAAAAAAUAGCCGUUGCUAAUUAAAUUAAAAACCUUCAUUUUUUUUUUUACUAUUUAUAUGCUUAUUUUGUUCCUCUCUUGGCUUCAAAUCGUUUACUUUGGUUCCAUUGUUUGAGUUGAAGUUAGCAAAUUUCUGGGUUUAAAAAAGAAAGAAAGAAAUUCACCAUUUUCUUUUAAUCUAUUUCUUAAUGAUUAUUACUAUUCCAUUUUCACAUGCUUUGGAUUCUACUUUAACCGUGUAGAAAUCAUCACAAGAAUUUGCAUUCUUCACCCUAUUGGGCCUUUGCUUUUUAUCAUUUCUCUCCUCUGGUCGGCGAGUGAAAAAAAAAAAAGAAGCAGGGUCUUCAAGAAGUAUUCAACUAAGCAAAGAAGUGAGCUUGGAAGCAGAGGAUUUUGAGGAUUUUAAAAACGAGCUUAAAAACCAUAGAUGUAAAAGAAGGGGAGCCGUGAAAGUAGCAGAAACAGCUCGUUUUUUUGCUUCAGGGUGCGUGUAAAGUGAGUUUUGUAAGAGAGAUGGAAGUUUUGUAUGUUCUGUCUUGGAUUUGCAUCUUGGGUUUGGUUUUGUUUCAAGGAAAUGCAGAUCCUGUUGAAGAUAAGCAAGCAUUGCUUGAUUUUGUCAACAAGAUGCCCCAUUCUCGUGCUCUAAACUGGAAUCAGACUUCCCCAGUAUGCAACAACUGGACUGGAGUGACUUGCAAUGCCGGUGGCUCUCGGAUAAUAGCUGUUAGAUUGCCUGGAAUCGGAUUACACGGUCCGAUUCCGGCCAAUACCAUUAGUCGUCUCUCAGCUUUGCAGGUUUUAAGCCUUAGAUCCAACGGUAUAAGUGGUCACUUCCCUUCUGAUUUCUUUAAUCUUAGAAACUUAUCUUUUCUUUAUCUUCAAUACAACAACUUGUCCGGACCACUGCCUGUGGAUUUCUCGGUUUGGAGGAAUCUAACUAUUGUUAACUUGUCCAACAAUCGGUUCAACCAGAGUAUUCCUAGUUCGUUAUCAAAUUUGACUCACCUCCAGGCGUUGGAUCUUGCAAACAAUUCACUUUCUGGUGAAAUUCCUGAACUGAAUUUGCCUAGCUUGCAACAGAUAAACUUGUCCAACAAUAAACUCACCGGUAUUGUUCCGAAGUCGCUUUUAAGGUUCCCUAGUUUGGUGUUUGAAGGUAACAAUGUUUCUUUUGAAAGAAUCCCUCCUCAUCCGUCACCAUUUGGUGCACCCUAUGGCGAACCGUAUCCGACAUCCAAGAAGUCCAGGAGGCUUGGAGAAACUGCAUUGUUGGGAAUAAUAAUUGCUUGUUGCAUUCUAGCAAUUGUGGCGUUGGUGUUUUUCGUAAUUGUUUGCUGCUCAAGAAGAAAGAGUGAGGAUGUGUAUUCGCGGAAGUUGCAAGCCGGAGGGAUGUCACCAGAGAAAGCGGUCUCGAGGAGUCAGGAUGCAAAUAAUAGAUUGUUCUUUUUCGAGGGUUGUAAUUAUACAUUUGAUUUGGAGGACUUAUUGAGGGCUUCUGCUGAAGUAUUAGGGAAGGGAACUUAUGGUAUUUCCUAUAAAGCAGUGCUAGAGGAUGCAACAACAGUGGUAGUGAAGAGGUUGAAGGAGGUUAGUGUCGGGAAGCGGGAGUUUGAGCAACAAAUGGAGGUUGUUGGAAGCAUUCGGCAUCCAAAUGUCAUCGAGCUGAAAGCAUAUUACUACUCAAAAGAUGAAAGGCUGAUGGUUUAUGAUUAUUACAGUCAGGGAAGCGUUUCUUCCAUCUUACACGGUAAAAAAGGAGAGACUAGAACCCCUCUAGAUUGGGAUACCAGAAUGAAAAUCGCAAUUGGGGCAGCUAGAGGCAUUGCUCGCAUCCAUACAGAGAAUGGUGGCAAGUUUGUCCACGGCAACAUCAAGUCCUCCAACAUUUUUGUCAACUCCCAACAAUACGGCAGUGUAUCGGAUCUCGGACUAUCAACUAUAAUGGGUGCACUUGCCCCUCCCAUCUCCCGUGCUGCUGGUUACCGUGCCCCUGAAGUUACCGACACCAGAAAAGCUAUGCAACCUUCUGAUGUCUAUAGCUUCGGAGUGGUCUUACUUGAGCUCCUAACUGGAAAGUCCCCUAUCCAUACUACUGGUGGGGAUGAGAUCAUCCACUUGGUCAGAUGGGUUCAUUCGGUAGUUCGAGAAGAGUGGACAGCUGAGGUUUUCGAUAUUGAACUGAUGAGAUAUCCAAACAUAGAGGAGGAGAUGGUGGAGAUGUUACAAAUAGCAAUGACAUGCGUUGUGAGGAUGCCGGAUCAAAGACCGAAAAUGGCAGACUUAGUUAAAAUGAUAGAAAAUGUCCGAGCGAUUGAGUCCGAGAAUCGACAAUCUUCGGGAAACAGAUCCGAAAGUUCAACACCACCGGCAACAACGAUGGGGAAAGAAUCCCACGUCUCACAAUGAAUGAACCUUACAUAAUAUUAUCAUCCAUUCAUUAUUUCACCUUAGUUGACUGCUGUAUUUGAAAAGAAAAGAAAUCAUUUAGCCUUUUUUUCUUUGAACAAAUUCUGUUGAGACGUUGUUUUUAAAUGCAUUGGUGAAUUUCUAUA
Molecule: messenger RNA, 2580 nt
Organism: Gossypium raimondii (Peruvian cotton)
Lineage: Eukaryota; Viridiplantae; Streptophyta; Magnoliopsida; Malvales; Malvaceae
Product: probable inactive receptor kinase At4g23740
Exons: 3
Coding region: 542-2434 (630 amino acids)
Biological process (GO): protein phosphorylation
Molecular function (GO): protein kinase activity; ATP binding; protein binding
Source: RefSeq, a predicted model, not a curated record